Molecule: messenger RNA, 504 nt
Organism: Symbiodinium necroappetens
Lineage: Eukaryota; Dinophyceae; Suessiales; Symbiodiniaceae
Source: the annotation of a GenBank genome assembly
AUGGACGUCGAUGUAAAUCUGGAGGUCCUCGCCUGGGUUCAUAUGAAGCCAUCCGCCUCGACUGAAGUCUUUGUGGACACUCUCGACGACGGCAUGCUUUUCGAUGGCGAGGUCAAGUUGCAGGUUUACCAUUUGGCCAAGGCAGUGAAGGCUAUCGGUCUUCCCAUCUACCACACCGGUGUUGAGGUCUAUGGCCUGGAGCACUACUUCUGUGUAAACGGUGUGGAAUCGUGCUGGCCACGAGGGUACGGACAAGGAGUUCACAAGGCAGCUGUACCACUUGGUAAAACCAAGCUCAGCAACGCCCGUGUGGAGCAGAUGAUUAAGAAGAUCAAGCCCAAGUGGCCCGGCAAGGACUACAAGUUGCUGAGCCACAACUGCCAAACCUUUGCUGUUGAGCUCGUGUCUUUGCUGCUACCGGGAGUGGUCGUUCCAAGCGAGUAUCGUCGCUUCGCAGGUGCCAAGCCGCAGGCUAGCAAACCGGUGCUUGCGCGACGAUACUGA